UUCAGAACUCGAAAAAUGUCGUCGUUCGACAAAAAUGACGAGCGAGCUCAGCUGAUGGUGCCAAAAUCAAUAAACGAGGGAAAAGUAGUGAAAUUGUCACAGAAAACCCUAGUUACUAAGAAAAUUGAGCGCCAAGUUGUUCCCGAGGAGAAGUACAUUGCUGGACUUGAUAAAAUUAUAGAAAAAGAUUAUUUUCCACAUCUCAAGAAAAUGCAGGCACAGAAAGAGUAUUUGGAGGCUGUUGCAAAUAAGGACAUUAAUAAAAUAAAAGAACUUCAAAUGAAGUUCUGCAGUACUGGAAGUGUGCGGACCGAUAGAAGCUUCAGAACCCCAAUAACAACUCGUUCGACAACUGAGGCUCCUGAUGUUUCAUCUUUCGAUGCAGAUACACCGGGCCCUUCAUCUGCUUCAACUUCGAGUGCACAUGAUUGGAUGCAAUCUCCAAUGCCUUUUGCUAAUGAGGAAGGAGAUAAUGAGGCGUUAAAUCGGAAACGAAAAAAGAAGAAAGAAGAGACUUUAACGUCAUAUCUCAACAAAUACACAUCAGAAGACAAUGCUUCCUUCGAGGAAUUGGCGAAAGUUAUGAGGGAACGAGAAGAUGCACGUCGUCCUUGGGUUUAUAAAGCCGAGGAAGAGCAUAACAAAAACCUUGUGACUCGACAAGCAAUUGCUGCUGAAGCUGACGUGCAGUUGGCUUUAAAACAUGCUGUAGAUGCUGAUGACAAUAGACCUCUGAAUGUAGACAAUUGGGCAUACAAAGCAUGGAACACUGUACUCUUCAAUCCGGAUGGGGCAGCUCUGACACCUGCAGAGAUUGCAGAUGCAGCUAGAAAACAGCAAACUGAAAUAAAUAAACGUGGCACUAGGUUUCCAGACUCCGGAAAAUUGAAGCCUAGCGACGAAGCUAUGACUCGAGCAGCAGUGAGCCAUGCUCUCGCGAAUGCCGGAAAAGUUGAUUUUUUGGGAAAUGAAGUAACUCCAGCCAACUCAUUCAAAUUACUCGAAACACCGAAUCCAAAUCCUGACGACAUGGAUUCUCCUCUUAUGACUUGGGGAGAAAUUGAUGGAACACCAUUCCGACUUGAUGCGCCUGACGUUACAGAGCAUUCGUUGCCUGGUGCGGCGCCUGUAUUCAAGAUACCAGAGGUUCCGUAUCGGGAGAAAAUUGCACAAUCUAUGAAUGAUUCAAUCGCGGCCAAAUAUAGAGACAAGAGAAAAGUUGCGAUGAGAGCAGCUGAAGGAGCUCAUUUCAGCCGAACACCUGGAUUUGGAUCCAAGCGAGUCUCAGACAAGCUUGCACAAUUAUCUCCUGCUGCUCAAAAGUUGGCAACCAAGAAGCUUGGAUUAAAAAUGUUACCUGCUCACAAAUCUCCUUUCGCCUCGCCGAAAAUCAUGUCGAAUUGGUCAAGACCGUCAAGUUCAAAGCGAUCCACAACUCCUGGUUCUGCAUGGAGUCGUGGUUCUACUACACCUGGAUCAUCUUGGAGCCAAGGAGCACAAACUCCUGGCACACCUGGGAUUGAAUCUAUGAUCCGAAGAAAAGGGGAUAACGUCGGACCUUCAACAUCAGCCGGAGCUGCAGAUAGAGCAAAUGCUGGAGACUUUUUCUAAUAUUAUAAGAUUAGUAUAAUUUAGAUCUGUAUAUUUUGUUCUCAUGUGCCUUAUAGACACGGUUUAUUAUUUAUGACAAUGGCCUAAUAAUUGAUAGUAAAUUCAUUUAUUAUAAUU
Caenorhabditis elegans is the source of this 1728-nucleotide messenger RNA. It is a transcript of the gene ess-2, whose product is annotated as Splicing factor ESS-2. Lineage: Eukaryota; Metazoa; Nematoda; Chromadorea; Rhabditida; Rhabditidae. The record is from RefSeq and is marked reviewed. The coding region runs from base 16 to 1611 and encodes 531 amino acids. Gene Ontology annotation, cellular component: nucleus. The transcript has 5 exons.